AUGAUCCAUACUAAAACGAUCACUUCUACUGAUUAUGAAUAUGAUCUUUAUGCAGUUGUUAACCACAGCGGUGAUCGAAAUGGAGGCCACUACAAUGCUGCCAUCAAGUCAUUUGAGGAUAAUCAGUGGUACUGCUUUGAUGACUCUUCUGUCACAAAGUAUUCAGUGGAUGCCCUACAAAAGUCACGGUUGGCCUACUUACUGAUGUACAGACAAACAGCACCAAGCCGAAGAAAUUUUGCACUGCAAAAACUCCUGAAAUUACCUCUGCACUGCACAAUCGCAUUAUCAUAG
Pygocentrus nattereri (red-bellied piranha) is the source of this 294-nucleotide messenger RNA. Its product is annotated as ubiquitin carboxyl-terminal hydrolase 9-like. Bases 1 to 294 code for a protein of 97 amino acids. The record is from RefSeq and is a predicted model, not a curated record. Gene Ontology annotation, molecular function: cysteine-type deubiquitinase activity. Gene Ontology annotation, biological process: protein deubiquitination. NCBI's taxonomy places the organism in Eukaryota, Metazoa, Chordata, Actinopteri, Characiformes, Serrasalmidae. The transcript is spliced from 6 exons.